Molecule: messenger RNA, 1263 nt
Organism: Lonchura striata (white-rumped munia)
Lineage: Eukaryota; Metazoa; Chordata; Aves; Passeriformes; Estrildidae
Gene: GPR160
Product: G protein-coupled receptor 160
Cellular component (GO): plasma membrane; signaling receptor complex
Source: RefSeq, a predicted model, not a curated record
AGAGAUGAAGCACUGUGCCCUGUGACUUUAUUUUUGCUGUUUUCACCACUGGAGGAUGGCUGCCAGACACUGUGAAAAUAGUUCUGGUCAGCACCACUGCACCCACGCCAGCCAACCUCUUGAAAUCAGCUACAUGCUGGUCCUGAUUAUGCUUGGAAAAGUCUUCCUUGAUUUCUUCAUGUUGCAAAUUAAGCCAAGACCUGUGAAAGUCAGUUUUAUGGGAUGCUUCUGCGUUUCAGUGGCGCUCCUUGAUUUCACACUGCUGCUGAGCAUGUGUUUCAUUUUCUGUUUUGAGGACUUUGCGCUCUGGGGCGUGCGAUUCACAGAGUACCACAUCUGCCUCUUCACUCAGAUCUCUUCUCUGACCUACGGCAUUUUGCCUUACCCCGUGUACCUCGUGGCUGCUCUGGAUUAUUACACCACCGUCUCCCAAACAUCCCAGCUCCCUACAACAGCUCGGAAGUUACUUUAUGGAUUUGCUGUGGUGGUUAUAUGGAUUUCUGGGUUUUUUUGCACUCUCCAAGUUCCUGCUGUCUCUGAAGAGCUGGAGAUGCAGAACAGAGUUUCCCCUUCCCAGUGCCCUCUCUCUGGCAGCUGGCAGAGCUCCUCGGUGUCGUGGGCCAUGGUGCUGCUGCUGGGCACGGCUCUCGUGGCUUGCUGGAGGGAGGUGACAACCAUGCUGCUGUCUGCCAGGCUCCUCUCCUUUUCCAGCCAGCCUGCGCUGAUGUUCCCCUACGUGCCUAACAACAACAACACUUGCUUCAGGUGGCAGCUCCUGAGCAGGCUCCUCCUGUGUUUCCUUGGCACUUGGGCACCGUUUGUUGUUCUCCAGGUGGUGGUUCUGCUCCUGGGAGUGCAGAUCCCAGCCUACGUGGAGAUGAACGUGCCCUGGCUGUGCUUCAUCAACAGCUUUCUCCUGGCAGCAGCCUACUGGUGCCGGUGCCACGACGUGGAGCUGACAGAGGAAGGGUGGUGCACAGACCCCUUUGUCAGCUGGAAAUUCUGCUUUAUGCCGUUCAACAAUGAAAGCACAAAGCCAGCUGAUAAGCCAGGCACAGUAAUUGUCAUCUGUUAAUGAGCUGCGACUGAAAAGGCUGCAAAGAAGCAGAACUUUGAUGUUGGGUGGCCGGGUCCUUACAGGACCCAAGGAAACAUCUCCAGAGCUUCACUCCAUAGAAACAAGUUCAGUGCCCAGCAAUACUGCAGUGAAUAUUGCACUGCAAGCACUGCCAGGCCAGGAAAUUCAACUUGAAAUUACAUGUU